Vicugna pacos (alpaca) is the source of this 969-nucleotide messenger RNA. RefSeq names its product olfactory receptor 6Z7-like. Gene Ontology annotation, biological process: G protein-coupled receptor signaling pathway. Gene Ontology annotation, molecular function: olfactory receptor activity; G protein-coupled receptor activity. Lineage: Eukaryota; Metazoa; Chordata; Mammalia; Artiodactyla; Camelidae. The record is from RefSeq and is a predicted model, not a curated record. Gene Ontology annotation, cellular component: membrane.
CUUUGCAGAUGUAUCUUGUCUUAGAUGGAGAGGUCCCUGGCCGUGGGCAACAUGACCAGAGUCCAGGAAUUUGUCCUGCUGGGCUUGUCCACGAGGCUGGGCAUAAGGGAUGUCCUGUUUGCUGUCUUCCUGACCCUCUACCUGCUGACCCUCCUGGAGAACACGCUCAUCGUCCUCCUCGUCUGCAGGCACAGCGAGCUCCACAAGCCCAUGUACUUCUUCUUGGGCAACCUGAGCUGCCUGGAGAUGUGCUACAUGUCGGUGACCACGCCCAGCCUGCUCGCGGGGCUGCGGACUGGACCCUGCCGCGUGCCCUUCACAGCCUGCAUGACCCAGCUCUUCCUCUUCAUCUCCCUCAUCUGCACGGAGUGCUCCCUCCUGGCAUCCAUGGCCUACGACCGCUACGUGGCUGUCUGCCGCCCACUCCACUACCCGCUGCUCAUGAGGCCCCAGGUCUGCCUGGGCUUGGCUGUGGCUUCAUGGCUUGGUGGGCUGCUGGUCUCAGUGGUCAAAACAGCAUGCAUCGCCAGCCUGUCCUACUGUGGCCCCAACGUCCUCAACCACUUCUUCUGUGACGUCUCCCCUCUGCUCAACCUGUCCUGCACCCACGUGGCCCUGACGGAGCUGGUGGACUUCAUCUCUGCCAUCGUCAUCCUUUGGGGUUCCCUCCUGGUGGCCAUAGCCUCCUACAUGGCCAUUGGUAGGGCCGUGCUCCGUAUGCCAUCAGCUGCUGCUCGGCGCAAAGCCUUCUCCACCUGCACCUCCCACCUGGUUGUGGUCGGCAUCUUCUACUCAGCCACUCUCUUCAUCUAUGCCCGUCCCAGCCGCAUAGAAGCCAUGGACCUCAACAAGGUGCUGUCCGUCAUCUACACGGUGGCCACGCCCAUGUGCAAUCCUGUCAUCUACUGCCUGCGGAACAGGGAGGUCCAGGCAGCUUUCCGAAGAACCCUCCACUGGUCCUGUGGCUGA